Lepidothrix coronata (blue-crowned manakin) is the source of this 7408-nucleotide messenger RNA. RefSeq names its product centromere protein E (gene CENPE). Gene Ontology annotation, biological process: mitotic cell cycle; microtubule-based movement. The record is from RefSeq and is a predicted model, not a curated record. Gene Ontology annotation, molecular function: ATP binding; plus-end-directed microtubule motor activity; microtubule binding. The transcript has 41 exons. Gene Ontology annotation, cellular component: microtubule. Lineage: Eukaryota; Metazoa; Chordata; Aves; Passeriformes; Pipridae.
GCGGUGGCGGUUGGGGCGGGUGGUGCUUGUCCAGAGCCGUGUCGGGUCCCUGUCCCGGUUCCCGGUCUCCCUUGUCCCGGGCGGGCAUGGCGGACGAGGGCGCGGUCACGGUCUGCGUGCGUGUGCGGCCGCUCAUCGCCAGAGAAAAUGCUUCAGGAGAUAAAGUGUCCCUGCAUUGGAAGAGCGAAAAUAAUACUGUUUCCGACGUGAAUGGUACCAAAAUAUUUAGUUACGAUCGUGUCUUUCACUCCAGUGACAACACUCAGCAGUUAUAUGAUGGUGUAGCUGUUCCAAUUAUACAGUCAGCUGUGCGAGGUUAUAAUGGCACAAUUUUUGCUUACGGACAGACUGCUUCAGGGAAGACUUACACAAUGAUGGGAAAUGAAGAUUCUGCGGGCAUUAUCCCUAAGGCAAUUCAACAUGUUUUCAAAAUUAUUUGUGAGAUCCCAGAUAGAGAAUUCUUGCUAAGAGUUUCUUACAUGGAAAUCUAUAAUGAAACCAUUACAGAUUUGCUUUGUGACAGUAGGAAAAAGAAGCCUCUGGGAAUUCGUGAGGACAUUAAUAGGAAUACAUAUGUAGAAGAUCUGAUUGAAGAAGUAGUGGUUGCCCCAGAACAAGUUAUGGAAUGGAUAAGAAAAGGAGAAAGAAAUCGCCAUUAUGGAGAAACAAAAAUGAAUGAGCACAGCAGCCGUUCUCACACGAUCUUCAGAAUGAUCAUUGAAAGCAGAGAACGAAGUGACCCUGCAAAUGCAAACUGUGAUGGAGCAGUCAUGGUUUCCCACUUGAACUUGGUAGAUCUGGCAGGCAGCGAAAGAGCUAGUCAAACAGGAUCUGAAGGUGUCCGAUUGAAAGAAGGCUGCAAUAUAAAUCGGAGCUUGUUCAUUCUGGGUCAAGUUAUCAAAAAACUUUGUGAUGACCCUUCUGGCUUCAUAAAUUACAGAGACAGCAAGCUGACUCGAAUUCUGCAGAACUCCCUUGGAGGAAAUGCUAAAACUGUUAUUAUUUGUACAAUUACUCCAGUUUCUUUUGAUGAAACACUCAGUACUCUUCAGUUUGCCAAUACAGCCAAAGGAAUGAAGAAUACACCAAAAGUCAAUGAAGUACUUGAUGAUAAUGCCCUCCUGAAGAGAUACCGAAAAGAAAUUGUGGACUUGAAAAAGCAGCUGGAGGAAGUGUCGGUAAAGACUCAAAUUCAUGCAAUAGAAAAGGACCAAUUGGCCCAGCUGCUGGAAGAAAAAAAUUCUCUCCAGAAAGUACAGGAAGACAAGAUACGAAAUUUAACUGAGAUGCUGGUGACCGCUGCUUCCUUUGCCUCAAAAGACAAUGUUAAAGCCAAGAGAAGAAGAAGAGUUACUUGGGCUCCUGGUAAAAUAAAACAGGCAAAUGUGAGCUAUUUUGAAGACUUUGAAAAAGACAUGCCAACUGAAACAAAAAAAAUGAAAACGUCUCUGUCGGCAUUACCAGAUGCAGACGAUUCUAUGUUAGAUAAUUCUGAAUGUGACAACCAAUCUCUGCUGGUUCCUGAUCAAAUUUCAGAAGUAGAAUGGAUCGCUGGACCUAAAAUGACUUGGACUCAAAAAGACUUUGAAGAAUCUGUGCAACUCUGUGAAGCGAUAGCACUUGAAAAGGAUAUUGCUGUAAAUAAGGCCAGCAUCCUGCAAGCUAACCUGGAUAACCUAGUGUUGGAAAAUGAGCAGUUGAGAUUAGAAAUAAAUGAAAUAAAGGAGAAACUGAGGGAAAAAAAAGAAAUAGAUGAAUUUGAAGCACUGGAAAAAGAAACUCAAAAAGAUCAUGAGAUACAACUAAUGCAUGAAAUUACCAACUUAAAGAAUCUAGUUUCAAAUUCUGAAGCAUACAAUGAGGAACUUAAGGCAGAAAACAAUUCCAAAUCAGAACAGCUGAAAGAGAAAGACAACGAAAUAAAGAUAUUACAGAAUCUUGUGGAAGAAUUACAAAAAGCAAGAGUGGAAAAAGAGAUAUCUUUUUCAGUGGGAGAUUCUGAUAAGCUAGUUGAGGAAAUUCAGCAACUGAAUAAAUCCCUCUUAGAUAGUGAAGCCAUAGCCUUGGAUGCCAAAAAAGAAUCUGCUUUUCUCAGAACCGAAAAUUUGGAGCUGAAGGAGAAGAUGAAUGAACUCUUAAAUAAUCACAACCAAAUGCAAAAGGAUGUUCAAUUAUAUCAAAGCCAAAUAGAAGCGGGAAAAGCCAGUUACCAAAAAAUGCAAGCUGACUUGCAGAGAGAGCUGCAAUCUGUAUUUCAAGAAAACUUAAGACUAACUUCACUCAUGGAGGGUAAAGUUCCAAAAGAUUUGCUCACUCCUAUGGAGCUGGAAAAAAAGGCAGCUGACUUAAAAGGAGAACUAGAAAAAGCUUUGAAAGAGAAUGCACUUCUACAAAAACAAGUAAACGAGCUGUCAGAAUUUCAGUCUCUACCAAAUACUGUGGAGAUGCAGAAGAAAGAGAUUAUCGAAAAAUGUGAGGAGUUAUGUUUAUUAAAAUUGGAAAAUGAAAAGCUGCUUUCUGAAGUAGCUGAUAAUGAAAUUAAACUUAAACACAUGACUGAAGAAAUUGAAAAAUCAAAAGAUGAUUUAGCAGAUGCACAACUGAAAUAUAUGAAGUCUGAUCAAGAAUAUGUGGCACUUAAACAGCUUCAUGAAGAAAUGGAACAAAAAUACAUAGCUACAUCAGAAAAUAAUGAAAAAAUGAAGCUCCAAAUAGAAUGUCUUUCUAAAGAAGCACAAGAGUCUAAAACAACUUUGGAUGAAAUUAAAUUAGAGCUCUCGAGCAAAAUGAAAGAACUGGAAGAAAAAACAGCAGAACAAAAACAACUUCUUGAGCUAAGAGAAGAUUUUAUUCAGACUCAGCAGAAGUUAAAUGAAAUGGAGCAAUUAAAAGUGGAAGAAAGGAAGAGUGAAUUGAGACUGGAAGCUAAGGAUUCAGAGAUCCAGGCAGUUCUUCAGCAGCUAACUGAAUGUCAGGAAGAAAUAAAAACUCUAACCCAGGAAAAAGAUUACCUGAAGCAAAAAGCAGAGUCUCUCCAAGCUGAGACAGACCAACUCAAAGAGGAUAUAAAGGACACUGUUUCAAUGAACAUCUUGGCACAUGAAGAACUGAGAAAUACGCAAAGUUCUCUCAAGCAAUCCCAGGCCACUGUCAAGAAGUUGGAAAAAUAUAUUUCUGAAAAAGAAUCUCAAGUUUUGAGUGUUGAAGAGGCACUAGGAAAGACCAUUAAAGAACUCGAAACACAGAUCUCACAAAUGACAGAAGAAAUGAAAAUCGUCAAAUCAGAGAGAGAUCAGCUUGCUGAGGAAAAAUCAGAAAGUCGUUGCUGGAGAGAAAGUGAUGAAUUGCAUGUUGUGUUCAGACAAAUUUUGUUGUUCUAAGAAAGCCAGAAAUCUCUCUAAGACAGCGCCUUUAUUUUACAUAAUCCACAUGUCAAAGCUCAGGUAUACUUCUCUUAAAGCUAUUUUCCUACGUGUGCUGACAUCUGUCUUUGCAUAAAAUAGGUACCACAGGUCCAAGAAAAAUCUCUUGAGCAAGAGUUACUUGUUCUGAGGGAAGAGCUCAGCCAGGCACAAAGGAAAUUGCAUGAAAUGGAGGAAGCGAAGACCAGUGAAUACGAAGGAGAAUCUGAUAAAAUGGGGAGAAGAGAUUUUAUUCCCAAACUGCAUGACUGUCAGGAAGUGAGCACCCAGACAGAAAGAGAAGAGGAUGAUCUUAAAAUGCAACUGGCAAAUCUCCAGAACGAGAGAGACCAGCUAAGAGAAACUGUGCAGGAGACAAUAAGAAAGAAUUCAGAGAUGCAGAAGGAGUUGCAGUGUACUCACAGAUCUCUUGGACAACAUCAGGAGACUAUUGUGGAGCUGAAAGAAAACAUUUCAGAGAAAGAAAAUCAACUCUCGAAAGCGCAAGAGGCACUGAAGGAAAAAACUGAUGAACUGCAGCAGAAGCUCACUGAAGUAACUGAAAGGCUGACUCAUGUCUCAUCUGAAUAUGGCAAGCUACUGGCAGAAAAAGAACAAAUUGAAAGGACAAUGAAUGAGCAAGUUUGUCAGCAGCUUGAGAAAAUCACUGUACUUAGUAAGGAGAAAGAUGAGCUGCAACAAAUGGUGGAGACUUGUAAAGAAAGAGAAGAACAUUUGUUAAAGGUCCAGAGACGGUCAGAGAUUUUGGAAGAAAGCCUUACAAGCAAGAUUCAACAGUUAACUGACACACUAAAUAGUGUAUCAUGUGAAAAAGACCAGUUAUUAGCUGAAAGAACUAGUCACUCUUUCCAACUUAGAGAACAAAUUGCAUCAGUUAAUCAAGAAAAAGAUGAGCUACAAAAACUUCUUCAGGAUGUCAGGACUGAGCGGGACCAGCUCAAGACAGAAUUGCAAAGAAAUUGUGAGAUGUGUGUUGAAACAAAUGCAAAACUGGAACGUGCUUUAGACCAACUGAAGCAGAGAAACCUGAAUGAUAUGUCCAUUCAGGUAAACUCAGUGGUUAUUGCAGAGCAGGUGGCUGAUGACAACCUGAAGGAAAAAAGCUUGAACAUUAAGGAGCUUCUUGAGAAAUUCUCAAAUAUGGGGAAGAGGUGUGAAUACCUCUCUACAGUGUCUCUUAAGCUGAAGAGUGAACUGAAUAGUCAGAAAGCGCUGAUAGCUGUGAUACUGCCUCAGCUUUCCUUGGUACAGAGUAAACAAGUCAAAAGACUUCAAACUGAAAAUGAGAAACUAAACGGUCAUCUCCAGAGUUUAUUGAACAAACUGAAGUUUAUGUUCAGUCGUGUUUGCACAAAGAAAAGAGACUAUCAUGCUACUGUUAACAAGUAUAAAAUGGAAUUGCUUGAGGAAAAGAGAAGACAAGAUCAUCUACAAGCCGAGAUUCAGUAUCUCAGGAAGAUUCAUUUGAACCAGAAUGAAAUACCAUCUCAAGAAUUAAACAUCAGUGAAGGGCUGCAGAGUUUCCACUUGAAUGCAGAGAGCAUUCUCAAAGAUGUAUCAGAAAUGGAAAGUGAACUUCUCUGUAUAGAGGCAGAAUUACAGCAGCAAGAAAGUGCUAGAAAAGAAACAGUACAGUUCUGGGAAGCUUGUUCAGGAACUCACUGUAAUGCAGAGGAACUGGAAGAAGAGUUAAAGAAAGAUACUGAAAGGCUUUUGCAAGUCAUUAACUUCUGGACUCCUAAAGUAAAGAUGCUCCUUCAGCUUUCUUCAGAACUGGAUGCCAGAACUUCCAAUGACAGUAAAAAUGCUGAUGUUGAAUUGAAACAGAGAAAAGAGAAAAAUGAAGAGUUGCUUCAGGAUCUAAACACUCUAAAAGAAAAACUGGCCCCUGAUAGCUCUGCCAGUCUCAUGUUAAAAGAAGAAAACUAUAGGCUUCAUAAUAAAUUAAAGGCUGCAGAACAAAAUGUGAAGGCUAUGGAAGUAAAAGUUCAGAAGUUGGAAAAUGUAAUAAAUGAAGUAGGAGAAAAUGUCAAAGAGAAAGAUGACAGAAUAAACAAGUUACAAGCACAGAUAAGUAUAAAAACAGAGACAAGUGAGCUCACCCAACUGCAAGCCAAACUGAAUGAGAUGGAUAAGUGCCUCAGGACUGCCUUAACAGAGAAUCAGAGUCUUCAGGCAAAAUUAGAUAAAGGUUCUGAGUUGUACAAAGAAGAAAUUGAUCAUCUCAAAACACAGUUGGUAAAAUGUGAUAUGGAAAGAAUGAAACAAUCCAACUUUUUUGAAAUGAAACUUGCUAAUUAUAAAGCUCUGUCAGAACACCGAGAACAAGAGUUAACAAAGCUAAAAGAAGAACUUAGAAGAGCACACCAAGACCAAGAUGUUACUGUGCUGAAAGAAGCAGCUCCUCAGCAAUCCCAAAUACCCCUUACUUGUGGUGGUGGCAGUGGUAUUGUGCAGAGCACACAAAUACUCGUGCUAAAAUCUGAGCAAGCUAAGAUACAGAAAGAAAACUUGCACCUGAAGAAACAAAAUGACCUUCUACUAAGUAAUGAGCGUCAGCUGAAAGAGGAACUCAGGAAAUGGAAAGAAAGAGCACUAAAAUGGAGAGAACGAUCCUCAAGAGAAAAUACUCGAGAGACAAUACCACAGUCUCCAAAAAAGACAGUAUCAUAUUUCUUUAAAGAACAAAUGCUUUCGCCCUCCAAGGAACCUGUUUCUCAGGAAAUUGUGACUCAGGACCUAUCAAAACCUCUGCCACUGAGUUGUCCAACAAAUUUCUUUGAUAAUUCCAGCUUCGGUAUGCUAACAGAUACAUGUCCUGCGGCCACACAGUCCACAGAAGAACAUCUUAAGCACUUGUUUGGGACUUCAGACAAAGAUAAGGCCCCUGAUUGUAGCACCCAGUAAAGGUGCUGUGUUGGAAGCUGCCUUUGCAGUGGCUACAGCCAGAAUCUGCAUAUACAAAAGAUAAUUGCUUCAGGUUAAAAGCCAUCAGCCUCUUCCAUCCUUGCUGUCUUGGAGUUGCUACUUCCCACGAUUGGGAAACUGGAAUUUGAGGUCAAAAAUGGAAAAGUAGUCAUGAUGUCCACAACCUGCUUAUCUGAUGAUGUUCUACUUUGGUGUUUUGAUGUUGUGGGGGGUUUCGAUGGCAAAGAAAGAAAAGAUACUAUAUUGAAGAAAAAAAUGGAAAUGGAUCAUAAACUAACCUACUGUGAAAGUUCUCAGUCUUAAACUUUUCAUUCUGUCAUUCCUAAAACAGCCCUCUUCUGGACGGUUGAUAUUUGUAUCUCCUGACUGCUGUUGACUUGGAAAGAAAUAUUCUUUUUGUUUCUCAGCAUGUGGUUUUUAUACCAUGCUUUCUCUAAGUCCCCAGAAACUGCAUUUUCACUACAAUCCAGAACUGAAGUUACUAAUUUUCUGUUUAUAGAGCACACAAUCAGGGUUCCUCUUAAACUCCUUAGAAUGUUUCUGCAGCUCAGCCAAUUAUGAUACCGAGAGUAACUUUGAAUUUUGGACCAUCUUGCAAUAUAUCUGUUUGAAGUUAUGUAUUGGAGGUUUUUUUAAUAGUAAGCAAUGGACUUAAUGCUCUUCUGCUACUCUUGUGAAUUAAAUGUAGACCAGAUCAUUUGGGCAAGAUGGACUCUCUUACUAGCCUACUUAUCUGUAUUGUGAGAAUGUUUUUGUGUAUGUUUUAUAUAAGAAAGUUUGACAAUAAACUUUCAUGUGUUAAGUAUUUAAAAUUUUUUCUGUUGUUCACUUCACUUGUAGUAUGAUCCAAGGAUGUUGAUUACAAUAUUCAGUGUCUAAAGGCUAUUUUUUAUACUAAUCUCAUCACUUUCAUCAUUAUUAUGCUUCUUGUCUCUGUUCUCUAUAAUUUUUGCAGCAAUUACUUGUGCAGAAGCUUACUAUUGCACAAGUCUGUCACUGGAGUUUUGUUUAAUUCUUUCUGAGUCUUUCUCUGUCAAGAAAUGGUUGAAGUCUAAAAC